Euleptes europaea (tarantolino) is the source of this 723-nucleotide messenger RNA. Its product is annotated as paraneoplastic antigen Ma1 homolog. Lineage: Eukaryota; Metazoa; Chordata; Lepidosauria; Squamata; Sphaerodactylidae. The record is from RefSeq and is a predicted model, not a curated record. Bases 7 to 723 code for a protein of 238 amino acids. The transcript has a single exon.
GAUAAGAUGGCAGUGCAUUUAUUAGAAGACUGGUGUAAGGGGAAGUGUAUAGAUCCUAAGAAAUCUUUUCUAGUAACAAGAAUACCAGAGGGGCAUAAUGAAGAGACAGUGGCUAGUGCUUUACAGACCUUUGAGGGUGUGAAGGAGUGUAAAGUUAAUGGGAUUAUAUUCAGAAGGGAGGACAAUGCUUAUGCUGCAUUGUGUGAGUUGAAAGUGUCAGUUGACACUUUACAAAUCCCAGGUGAGGUUGAAAUAGAGAAUAGAGCCUGGAAAUUAAUAACUAGUUCAAGUUAUUUGUCUAGUUCUUCAGAGGUAGAAUUUUUGAAGAAAAUGACCUGUUUCUUGGAGAAAGAAGGGAAAACCAUGAAGGACAUUCCAGGUCUACUAGGCAUUACUCCUACUAUAUCAACUCCAAAUAUUGCUGUUUCUCCUGAAGUAUGGACUCAAGCAUUUGGAAAAGCACUGGAAAAUGUUAUUCAUCCUCACCCUGAAUCCAUUCCAUACUGGAAGUUAAGUCUCUUCUCAGGGGGCAGUGUACAAAUACCUGGGGAAGAAGGUUUUGAGAAGUGGUUUGAGAAUGCCUCAGAGAUGCUGCAAGAAUGGCAAGUGUCAGAUGGGGAAAAGCGUAGAUGUGUCAUAAUAGAGAGUCUCAGAGGGCCUGCCCUAGAUGUGAUCCGUACUCUGAAGAUCAAUUGCCUAAAGUCAGUGCCUCAGAUUGUGUGA